Messenger RNA from Drosophila obscura, 3617 nucleotides. RefSeq names its product E3 ubiquitin-protein ligase MYLIP (gene dnr1). Bases 637 to 2661 code for a protein of 674 amino acids. NCBI's taxonomy places the organism in Eukaryota, Metazoa, Arthropoda, Insecta, Diptera, Drosophilidae. Gene Ontology annotation, biological process: ubiquitin-dependent protein catabolic process. The transcript is spliced from 4 exons. The record is from RefSeq and is a predicted model, not a curated record. Gene Ontology annotation, molecular function: ubiquitin-protein transferase activity. Gene Ontology annotation, cellular component: cytoskeleton.
CGUUAUUUGAAUCGAGCGGUUCUGCGCUUAACACCUUUCUUGAUACUAUUAUUUGAACGCGAAUAACCGGACGUUUUCGCAGUCUCAGUUGAAAUUGCAUCUAUCUAUCGUGAAUUUGAUCAUUUUAAAUAAAAUUUGUGCGUAAAAAUACAAUACAAAAAAAAACCUGAGCAACAACAAUCAAAACGUUUAAAAGUGAAACUUGUGCGUGCGUUUCUGCCGCUAAAAUGUGAACAAAAAUCAGUGCAAAAUUGUUUAAAAGGUAACAGAAUAAAUACCCGUACAAAGGGAACGAACCCCAAGAUACCGGGCAUUGAAACUGAACCAAAUACCCAAGUCUAAUUGGAUUUCGUGCGCAAAUUGAAAAAUAUCCAACGGCAGCAAAACACACACAAAAGCAACAAAUACAGCGCAACCUGUAGCUUUGGCUUUGAUUUUGGCUUUGGAUUUGGCUUUUGUGUAAGCUGUGAGGAGCGUAAGGCGGAAGCCAAUUGAACCCGAACAAAUGCAAUUGUUUCAAACAUAAAGCUGCAGGCACUUACCAGCGUUGAGCCGCGCUUUUACCUGUUCAACAACUAAUCAACCAUUAAACAACGUGCAACACAAGCCAGCUAGCAAAUAUCAACCAACAACAAAAUGUGGUGCAUUGUUAACUUGCCAAACGGCACACAACAGGCCGUCAAAUGGGAUCCGAAAGCCAAUGGACAGGAGUGCCUAGAGAAGGUUUGUCGCGCCCUGAACAUCAUCUGUGAGAUGGAAUACUUUGGCCUGGAACACUGGACGCCCAAUCAGAAGGAGACGCAGACGCGUCAGUGGAUCAAUCUGAGGAAUCGGCUGUCCUGCGACAGCGGCAGCAGCGGCAGUGGCAUCCAACUGAUGCUGGCCCUGCGCGUCAAGUUCUGGGUGCCCGUGCACUUUAUCCUGCAGGAGAGUGUGCGCAAUCUGUUCUACAUGCAGGCACGCCGAGACCUGGUGGAGGGGCGGCUCUCGGCCAGCGAUUGGAGCAAUGCGGCCAAGCUGGCGGCGCUGCUCUGCCAGGCCGAUGGCCUGCGCUUCAAUGAGGCGGCCCUGAGGGCCGAUUGCCCCAUGAGGAUGCGACGGGAGUUGGCCCAACAGCAGUUGCAGCAGCAGCAGGCACAGCAGCAGCGGCUGGAGCAGCAACGCAAGGAGAAGGAGCAUGUGCUGAGCUUCAAGAAGCGGCGCCUGUCCAAGCAAAAGUCCAUGGAGCAUAUCGAGAACUGUGCCCUGCCCCUGGCCGCGACCAGCUGCAGCCUUCAGCCAUCGCCCUCCACCUCCGCCACCACAUCCCACACCUGCUCCCACACCCACUCCAACUCCAGCUCGACCAGCCCCAGCAACAGCAGCAGCCAAACGGGACUGGACGAGCGCCUGGCCAGCAAUCCGCUGCGCAUGUACGAGGAGUACGUGUUCCUGCCCAGCCCCGAGAGCGAUGCGGAUGCCUCCGUGCCAGAGCCACCGUCGGACUACCUCAGACAGAUCGCCACCGAGCACGGCAAGCUGGCCAAGCUGCAGAUGAGCCCCAAGUCGGCCAAGUACUGGCUGCUGCAGUCCAUUCAGGACCUGCCCGGCUAUGGCGAGGAGCUCUUCAGCGGCGUCACCACCAACGAGAGCGCCACCCGCUGCGACAUUGCCGUGGGCGCUCACGGCAUCACCGUCUGCCGUGGGGGUGAGAAGCAAAGCAUCCCCUUUGGCGCGAUUGCAGCCGCCAAGUCGCUGAGGCGCACCUUCAAGCUGGAGUAUGUGGACGAUCACAACGAUCGCAAGGAGCUCGAAAUCAAGCUGCCCAAGCAGCCCAUUGCCGCCGGCCUCUACCGCUCCAUUACGGAGCGUCACGCCUUCUAUGUGUGCGACAAGGUGCGGGGCGUUGUGACCAAUCAGUUUACCAGGGAUCUCAAGGGCACCAUUGCCUCCAUGUUCAAGGAGGACACGGAGCUGGGCAAGCGUUAUGUGUUCGACAUUCAGCACACAUGCCGCGAGGUGCACGAUCAGGCCCGACGGAUUCUGCAUGAGCGUGGCGGUGAUGCGGCUGUCCUGGCUGAGGCUGAUGGUGCUGUUGCUGUCGCUGCUGCUGCUGCUGCUGCUGGUGGUGUCUCCUCCGAUGCAUUUGGCGCUGGGGCGGGCCCCAGUUCUGGUGCUGGUGGCGGCUCCAUGGCCGGCAAGAUAGAUUUGGCCAUACGCGAGAAGGAGGCGCGUGAGGCGGCGAUUGAGCGCUGCGUGGACACGCGCAUAUCCGAGGCCAUGCAAUGCAAGAUCUGCAUGGAUCGCGCCAUCAACACAGUGUUCAAUCCGUGCUGUCACGUGAUUGCCUGUGCCCAGUGUGCCGCCAGGUGCAUCAACUGUCCGAAUUGCCGGGUUAAGAUCACCAGCGUGGUCAAAAUCUAUCUGCCUCCGGAGCUGCGCACCAGCCAGUCGGAGAGCGGCAGUGGCGGUGGCGGUGGCGGUGGCAGCAGCAGCAGCACCACCACCACCACCACCAGCCACAUCCAAAGCGAUGGCCCCAACGACGCUGAGUUGCAGCUGGACGAGAUCUCCACGGCGGCAGUAACAGCCGGAGAAGUAGCUGGGGCAUCAGAAGCUGCGUCUGUGGCAAGCGCAGCCGAGCCUGGUGGCGGCCAGGCCAAGGUGACGACGGCCGCCUAGAAUUGGUUGUGCUCGCUGCUGUUCCGGCUGAUGGAAUGGGUGUGCGUGCCGAUUGUCUGAGAAUCAUCCGAUAACCAUCCACUAAGACCAUAAUCUAGAGGGAACAACAAAUCAAAAUCAAAACAAAAAUCAAAAAACCAAAAAACCGAAUCAAGAAACCGAAGGGAAUGUGGGGAGGGUAGAACAGAGAACAGAGAAGAGAGGAGAACUCUGUGAAACAAUCUUAGCUAUAUCUUUACUCAAGUAUUCUAUGGACAUAAGCAACUGGAAGCCGUAACUCUAACGUAACUCUAACUGUAGCUAGCUUUAGAUACUCGUACGAUCGAUCUGUAUACCUGUUUAGCUGUAGACUCAAUGAGAAAGUGCUAUUUAAACUCGUCUAAGACUUCAAAUGCCUAGCCCUAUGCCUAGUAUCUAUAUAUACAUAUAAUUGCAGAUUGUUUCAUAUACACCCUAUGCUAUAAACUAUAUACUAAACUAUACUACGAUCGUUAUAGAUCAGCGAUAUAGAUACCUUUUACGACAUCAAAAUGAUGAUGAUAUUAUGAUAUAUGAUAUAUGUAUAAUCCAUAUGAAUGUACAACCUAGCGACUACUUACAUCGGUUACUUACUAAAUGUUAGCUAAUUUUACCAACUAAACUCGAGAUGUAUUUACUAAUGCUUAGACAUUUUAGUAUUUCCAAACCAAACCAAACCAAACCCAAACCCAACCCCUCUACCUUACACCACCACCACCACCACCCCCAAAACACCCUUAAUGAAGCCCAAUUCUCAUGCAUACAUAAUAUACGUAUGUAGGGGCAUAUUCUGUGUGUUGUGUUGUGUGUAUGUGUUAUGUGUAUAUAGGACAAGCGUACAAUAAUCGCAAAUCUAAGGAGCAAAACUAGUACUAAGUACCUGCAAAACAAAAAACAAAAAACCUGCAUCUAAACGGAAUCAAAAUACGAAAACAAAA